This is a messenger RNA of Gossypium raimondii (Peruvian cotton), 2098 nucleotides long. Its product is annotated as putative lipase C4A8.10. The transcript has 9 exons. The record is from RefSeq and is a predicted model, not a curated record. The coding region runs from base 281 to 1573 and encodes 430 amino acids. Lineage: Eukaryota; Viridiplantae; Streptophyta; Magnoliopsida; Malvales; Malvaceae.
ACUGCACUUGUUGCACGAGUUCUCCAAUGUUUGAACAAGUCUGCUAUGAAAAUAACAGAAAGAAAAAAAAAAAAAAAGAUAACAGUCAAUUAAAAAAAAAAAAAGACAGUCCGUAACGACUAAAACCGCUCUCAUCUCCGUUUGGGCUGGCAGAGUAAUCUGAUUCCCUCCUUUUCUUUCGCACCAACAAAAUCUAACACAAUCUCUGGAUUCUCGACUAAAAUUAUUUUGUUUAUUCUGUUUUCUGUUUUUCGCUGCUACCUUUUUAUUUUUUGCUUCAAUGGCGGAAAUUGAGGGAAAUUCUAAAGAAGUGGGAGAGAAGGAAGUUGAUGCUAAAGAGGUCAACCAUGAAAACGAGAACAAUAAUAAUAAUACUAUGGGGAUUAAGAAGCUGCGUCAUAAGAGCACGAAGAAGGAGAGAAGAUCAUUGAGUUUUGCGAGAUUUGGAUGCUUGAGAGUAGAAUCCGAUGAGACUGGAGGCGUUGAUAUGGAAGUCCGGUUCCCGGAGAAGCUCAAUCAUCCUUCUCAUCUCGUCAUCAUGGUUAAUGGCCUCAUUGGCAGUGCACAAGAUUGGAAAUUUGCAGCAAAGCACUUUUUGAAGAAGUAUCCGGAAGAUGUUAUUGUUCAUUGCAGUAAGCGCAAUUCUUCAAUAUUUACCUUUGAUGGUGUGGAUGUAAUGGGUGACAGAUUAGCAGAGGAGGUUAAAUAUGUCAUAAGCCGUCACCCAAGUGUUCAGAAGAUUUCUUUUGUUGGUCAUUCAUUGGGUGGCCUUAUAGCAAGAUAUGCCAUUGCACGACUUUUUGAACAAGAUCUUACUCAAGAAAAUUCUCAAACAAACGGAGAUAGUAGAGCUGAUCAAUUGGAAGAUUCAUGGCUUGAAGGGAACGUCAAAUGUAAAAUGGCUGGACUAGAGCCCGUGAAUUUCAUAACACUUGCAAGUCCACACCUUGGUUCUCGGUGGCAUAAGCAGGUUCCACUGUUUCGUGGCUCCCAUGUGCUGGAAAAAGCUGCUACUCGCACAUCAUGGUUUCUUGGUAGGACUGGAAAACAUUUGUUUUUGACAGAUGGAAAAGACGGAAAACCUCCUCUUCUUCUACAGAUGGCCAGUGAUUGUGAAGAUCUUAAAUUUAUAUCCGCUUUGCUGUCCUUCAAGCGUCGUGUUGUCUAUGCAAAUGCAAGUUUUGAUCAUAUUGUUGGGUGGAGUACCUCUUCCUUAAGGCGUCGAGAUGAGCUUCCAAAGUACCAGAUUAAACAUCUUCCAAGAGGUGACAAAUACCCACACGUUGUAAAUGUGGAGACAGGAAAGACUCCUACUCUUGAUGUAGUCCCUUAUGAAGCCCAGAUCAAAGGAACUGAGAAGAUAGACAUGGAAGAGGAAAUGAUCAGAGCUUUAACAAAAAUGAGCUGGGAACGUGUUGAUGUUUACUUCAAAGGAAGCAGACAAAGACUUCUUGCACAUCUUGCCAUUCAGGCCAGUUUACUCUUUACAAACGCAUUAUUUUUUGUGGAUGUACUUAAUGCUUGCAAUCCUUUUCACCCUCCAUUCUAUUUUAUCAUCAUAUUCUUCAGGUAAAAAACUAUUGGGUUAAUUCUGAUGGAGCUGAUGUAGUCCAACACAUGAUCGACAAUUUUGUGUUGUAAAAGGUGCCAACUUGUUUAUUACCACACGUAAAUCACCCGAUGGCUUUUGGAUGCAAUGGCAUUCGGGGUUCUGAAGGGAUAUUGCCUGGAGGGUGGAACUUGGAAGGUUAAUUUACUUUUACAGUUUUAAAAGGGGGGACCGGCCAUUAACAUUAACAUAGAACGGAAGAUGAAAUCCCAAAACUUGUGUUGUAAAGACGGAUUACCUGCUAUGAACCUGCGCCUAAUUCUGGAAAUAUUACUCAGUUCAGCUGUUGCAAAAUCUGCUUCGUUUCAGUCACAAAGAAGACGCGGUUGCAAAGAUCUAUGUUAUCCGAAUUCUUUACUUCUAUUGAAGUACUCGUCAACAACUGGUCGUGUCAUUUGAUUUCGAGAGCCGAUAAGAACAUAUUUUCUGGCAAAAAAUGUAGCUCAUAGAUUAAUUUCAAGAGCUUAAGUUAAAGGUGUGAAAUUAAAA